UGCAAGUCUGUGUGGCUUUAAACGAAGUGUAACUGUACGACUACAGCAAGAUACCCGUAAAGGUGCAGGCGACGCGUUUGUACUUGUGUGUGCGUGCUGUGUGUUUGAGACGUGUGUGUGAUCUCAGACGGACGGAAAACAUGUCUAAGAGAGGAAAGAAAACUGAAGAGACUGCAGAUGGCGCCACUGACAACGGAACAGGAUCUGCAGCUAAGAAAGCAAAGAAGGGGAAAGAGCCAGAGGCCCCGGUCAUGUACGAGGAUCCCCCCGACAAGAUGAUGAGUAAGGAUGGUCGCCAGGCCAACCUGAAGAUCACCUCAUGGAAUGUUGACGGACUCCGAGCUUGGGUCAAAAAGAAAGGUUUGGACUGGGUACGUGAGGAGGCUCCAGACGUGCUGUGCCUUCAGGAGACCAAGUGUGCGGAGAAGGACCUGCCGUCGGAUAUCACCUCCAUGCCCGAGUACCCUCACAAGUACUGGGCCGGCUCUGAAGGCAAGGAGGGCUACAGUGGCGUGGCCAUGCUCUGCAAGACAGAGCCCCUCAAGGUCACCUUUGGCAUAGGUAAGGAGGAGCAUGACAAGGAGGGCCGUGUGAUCACUGCCGAAUUCCCCAACUUUUUCCUGGUCACAGCCUAUGUGCCAAAUGCUGGGCGUGGCCUGGUACGUCUGGAUUACCGUAAAACCUGGGACGUGGACUUCAGGGCCUACCUGAGCAGUCUGGACAAACAGAAACCCCUCGUGUUGUGUGGAGAUCUCAACGUGGCCCACCAGGAGAUCGACCUGAAGAAUCCAAAAGGCAAUCGUAAGAAUGCUGGCUUCACACUCGAGGAGCGAGACGGCUUCACCCAGCUCCUCACCGCGGGUUUCGUUGACAGCUUCCGUGAGCUGUAUCCUGAACAAGCCAACGCCUACACCUUCUGGACCUACAUGAUGAAUGCACGUGCCAAGAACGUCGGCUGGCGUCUGGACUAUUUCCUUCUGUCUUCUGCCCUGCUGCCCGGUUUAUGCGACACUAAGAUCCGCAACACGGCCAUGGGCAGUGACCACUGUCCCAUAACUCUGCACCUGGCUGUUUAAGUGUUUUCUCAGCACGGCUAGAGGUGUUCAGACUAGCGACGAUGGGCGUGAGAUGCUACUUGUUUGUUUUUUUUAUAUACAUAUAAAUAUAGACACAUAUGUAUAUCAGCAGUUUUAGAGAGUGAGCAAUUCGACGUGUAGACCACUGGAUGGAAAUCAGUAGUUUUGUGUAGAUGUGAAAAAUACGAUACUAAGACCUGUGCAUAACAGUGUAAGGGCAAUAUGCGGAAGUAUUGGAAUGACAGAAUUUUCCUUCCUUGCUGCCCCUUUAUAAACAUUUCCCUCGUUGUUUAACCUUUUGGAGAAAAAGAAAAAAAACUGGGAAGAUAGUCCUUCUAAAGCAAACUAAGAUUGUAUUUUUCCAUCUAGUUUAAAGCUUAACUGUUGCUCAGAGGUCGUAAUCAAUACCCAAAGCUUAGGCGUGAAGCAUCAUGAGUGUGACAAACGUGUUUUUUCCUUUUUGGCGUUUCUUUCUUACGUAUGCUUCCACACUAGACACAUAUGUCAUUGAGGUUCUCUGUUUGUGGUCUCCUCCUGUGGCCAUGUUAUAAAUGAAGACCAAACCAGAAAGCUUUUCCCCACCAUGUUAUUAAAAGUUCAUUUUCUCUUUUCUCUUUCUCUUUUCUUUUUAUUUCACACAUAGUGUCAAAGGCUGAAUUCAAUGUCACCUAAAUCUGUA
Molecule: messenger RNA, 1755 nt
Organism: Chanos chanos (milkfish)
Lineage: Eukaryota; Metazoa; Chordata; Actinopteri; Gonorynchiformes; Chanidae
Gene: apex1
Product: APEX nuclease (multifunctional DNA repair enzyme) 1
Exons: 5
Coding region: 141-1076 (311 amino acids)
Biological process (GO): base-excision repair
Cellular component (GO): nucleus
Molecular function (GO): endonuclease activity; DNA-(apurinic or apyrimidinic site) endonuclease activity; double-stranded DNA 3'-5' DNA exonuclease activity
Source: RefSeq, a predicted model, not a curated record